AUGUCAACAUGCGGCGCAUGCAAGUACCAACGGCGAAGGUGCUAUUCGGAUAUUUGCAUGUUCGCACCAUACUUUCCAGCGGAGAACAUCCAGCGGUUCGCGUGCGUGCACCAUGUGUUUGGCGGUGGCAACGUAGGAAGCAUGCUCAACAUCACAAAGCCAAAGUUGCGGGGGUGGGUGGUGAAGACGUUGGCAUACCAGGCAGAGGCACGUGUGAGGGACCCUGUGCAUGGGUGCGUGGGCCUCAUACGGGAGUUGGAAGAGAAUCAUCGCAAGGUGAAAGAGGACCUUGCCAAGGCCCAAAUGGAGCUGGCCCGAUACAUGGGCCCGGAGUUUGUGAGAAAGCUGAGUCCCAAUUAUGGUGGUGAGUCUUCUUUGAAGGGUAAGUUUGUGGCACAUUUGCAGCCGACAACAAUGGAGCUUGACUUUGCUCCCUCUAUUGCCAUUGAUGUUGAUGAUCUUGAUAAGUGGGACCCUUUUCCACCAUGGGAAACUAGUUUUCAGAAUGUUGGUCCUUCUUCUUCACAUGCACAUGGUGAAGGUGGGAAUAGGAAGGGUAAGGGUGUUGCUCCUUAA
Molecule: messenger RNA, 576 nt
Organism: Glycine soja
Lineage: Eukaryota; Viridiplantae; Streptophyta; Magnoliopsida; Fabales; Fabaceae
Product: LOB domain-containing protein 24-like
Exons: 1
Coding region: 1-576 (191 amino acids)
Source: RefSeq, a predicted model, not a curated record